Messenger RNA from Carassius auratus (goldfish), 1245 nucleotides. Its product is annotated as DNA-directed RNA polymerases I and III subunit RPAC1-like. The record is from RefSeq and is a predicted model, not a curated record. Gene Ontology annotation, molecular function: protein dimerization activity. Gene Ontology annotation, biological process: DNA-templated transcription. Gene Ontology annotation, cellular component: RNA polymerase III complex; RNA polymerase I complex. Lineage: Eukaryota; Metazoa; Chordata; Actinopteri; Cypriniformes; Cyprinidae. The coding region runs from base 379 to 837 and encodes 152 amino acids. The transcript has 8 exons.
CGGCGCAAGAGAAGAAUGACACGACAACAAUGAUGGCGGCGCCUAUGAGCAACGUGGAUGAAAUUCGUAAUAGAGUAAUAUUGGGUCCAUACUACACAUUAUCCAGGAAAUUACCCUGGUUACGAUGACAUGGGACUUGGAAAAAUUCAAAAAGAUUUUCAGAGUCGAUAUAGUUCACUCGGAUGAGGAAUCGUUGGAGUUUGAUAUGAUUGGAAUAGACGCGGUCAUCACCAAUUCUUUUCGCCGUAUAUUACUGGCUGAGAUGAUCAGGAAGGCACUGAAAUUGACACAAUUCAACUUCAGCUGAAGGUAAAAUGCACCAGGAAUACUAGAGCCCCUAAAGACUCUUCAGAUCCCAAGGAGUUAUAUCUUAAUCACAUGGUCUACUCUGGUGACAUUAAAUGGCUCCCGAUUGGAAAUCAGACUGAUGUGUUUGCAGGUGCCAAGAUUGGUCCUGUGCAUGGGGACAUUCUCCUGGCACAACUUCGACCAGGGCAGGAACUGGAUAUAGUCAUGCACUGUAUCAAGGGAAUAGGCAAGGAUCAUGCCAAGUUUUCUCCUGUGGCCACUGCAAGCUACAGACUUCUUCCUGAAAUCACAAUAUUACAGACCAUUGAGGGAGAACAAGCUGAGAGUUUAAAGCGCUGCUUCUCACCAGGAGUUAUUGAGAUCCAGAACGUGAACGGAAGGAAGGUGGCUAAAGUUGUCAACAGUCGUUUAGACACAUGCAGCAGAGAAGUUCUCCGGCAUGAUGACUUGAAGAACUUGGUGAAACUGGGCAGAGUGCGGGAUCAUUUCAUAUUCUUAGUUGAGUCCACGAGAGUCCAUCUCAGUUGAGAUCCUUCCUCCUGAUGUCCUGGUUACUGAGGCCAUUAAUGUCCUCAUCUAUAAGUGCCAGAAAUUUCUCACAGAGCUUGAUGCGGCAGAAAUGGACUAGAUGGAAGAAAAUAAGGCCAGUCGCACUCAUCCCAUAGCCUUAAAUGAAGUCAUGUGAUUGUUUACUGACACUGUGUACAUAUCUUUUAAAUCUUAAGCUAAAAAACUCACUUCACAAGUGAAUUCAUCCAAAUUCCAGUGAGCUGUUUGUUAUUUAACUUCUGGCCAUAACGUAACCGCAUUCUGGAAUCUUUUUGACAUUCAUGUUUAUUUAAACAAAAUCUCACUCCUGAAUAAAUUCAAGCAGUUUAUUUUAGUCAACUUAAUCUGUUUGAUUUAAGAUGUCCGGUUAUAUUUAACAAAACACAU